Molecule: messenger RNA, 1221 nt
Organism: Ramularia collo-cygni
Lineage: Eukaryota; Fungi; Ascomycota; Dothideomycetes; Mycosphaerellales; Mycosphaerellaceae
Exons: 1
Coding region: 1-1221 (406 amino acids)
Molecular function (GO): metal ion binding
Source: RefSeq, a predicted model, not a curated record
AUGAACAAGCGUAGACGCAUUGGAGACACACUCGACCCCACCACCACCACCACCACCACCACCAUCGCAGAGGGCGGAAGCAAUCGCCAAAACGCCAUCGACCUGACCACGCCGCCCCGCUAUCCCCGCCAGUUCCAUCGAAUUCCACUUUCUUUCCCACAACGCGAACGACUCUACAUGAACCUACGUCCGAGCAUGGCCACACCAAGCAGCACCCCAACCCGCGAUGGGGCAGAGACUCCCACGCCGCCGGCAUGGCAGCCCGACGCUGCCGUGGACGAGUGCCCCGUCUGCCACACAGUCUUUGGGCUUUGGACCCGUAAGCACCACUGUAGGAAGUGCGGGCGUGUCGUCUGCGCUGCCUGCUCUCCCCACCGCAUCACCAUUCCUCGCCAGUACAUCGUUACCCCCUAUGAUACCCCUCACCACAGUGAGCUGGGAGGCGGCGAGGUGGUGAGGGUAUGCAACCCGUGCGUACCAGAUCCAUGGGUACCACCACUUUCUCCAAAUCCCACUACCGCAGUCGCACCGGCGAGUGCUACUGUCGAUAUACCACACCCACCARCUCCCACGAGAUAUCGAUCGGGAAUGCAUCCCUCGCAACGACCAAGAUCCAAUACCUAUCAGGACUUGCGAGCACCUAGCUAUAACAACAGCAGCCGCAUAAAUCCCAGCUCUUCAAUGGCGCCCAUAUCGAGCAGUGCAUAUCUAGCUGCUCGUCACCGUCGUCACAACAUGGGACCCCCCAGCGCAAGUUCAUYUGCGCCUUCCGGACCACCAAUGCAGCCUCCACCACCACGACCCCGCAGGGAAAUAGCAGAAGAAGACGAAUGUCCGGUAUGUGGCUGUGAGCUACCACCUGGGGAGAGUAACCGUGAAAACCACGUCCAGGCUUGCGUAAUCUCCAGAUUCUCCACAUCCUCCGGGUCUCCCAGCAAUAACACCCCUGUUGCACGACCUGGUGGUGAGACUCUGAGCAACCCUCUUCCACUACCUCCAUAUCGUCCCCGUGGAAUGGCAGUGUUUCAUGCCACGGAGAAAGAUUGCAUAGCAGAAGAAGACGGCCGCUUGCCAGAGUGCCAGAUCUGCCUAGAUGAAUUCGAAGUCGGACAGGAGCUAGGUCGGAUGGAAUGUCUUUGCAAGUUUCAUAGAAAGUGCAUUCGCUCUUGGUGGGAUACUAAGGGUACGGGAAGUUGCCCGACCCAUCAACUUCAUGAUUGA